UCGCGAUCGGACGACGACUCCCUCCAUCCACCACCACAACGCAGCACGCCAACCCAUCUCCCCGCGCCCGCGGCAAAAUAAAAUCCCCGACCCCGACGCGCCACCCGCAAAUCUCGCUGCCUCUCCCUCCGUCUCCCGCCGCCGCCGCCUCGGCCGCUAGCUCGCCCGCUCGCGCGCCGCCCGAUCCGAUGGCAACCGCCGCCGCGGGGCCGUCGCCUCGCCGGCGGCUCGCCGCGGCGGUCGUCGCGGUCGCGCUCGCCCUGGCCCUCGCUCCGGCGGCCGCGAGGCCCGACAAGGAGAUGCGGGAGAAGUUCUACGGGACGCUCGUCACCAACGGCACGCACAACGCCUCCGGGGAUGGCAGCAUCGCCGAGAUGUUCGGCCGCGUGCUCGACAAGGAGUUCGCCGACAGCGACACGCCCGACGCUCCUGACAAGAGUAACUUCAACAACAGCGUAUCUGAUCAUCAAGCUGUUCUGGAGACAGUAGCUGUCAUUACACAUGACAAGAAGAAGAACGAUUCACAGAACACAAAUUCCCCAAAACCUUUCCAAAUAGGUGACAUGUUCGGAGGUCAGGACGAGACAUCUGAUGACUUGGAAACUGUGAUAGAUAAAGAGGAUAAUGUUUUUGUGAUGUCAAAUCGUAAAACAAAGUAUCCAACACUUCAAUUAGAUUUAAGGUUGAUUAAAGAUCUGGUGGUUAUAAUCGUUUCGGCUACCGGUGGCGGUAUCAUAUUCUCUUGUAUGGGGCAGCCGGUUAUUGUUGGCUACCUACUUGCUGGUUCUCUAGUUGGUCCUGGUGGUUUGAACUUUAUCAGUGAAAUGGUGCAGGUGGAAACUUUUGCUCAGUUUGGUGUAGUGUUUCUUCUUUUCGCUCUUGGUCUCGAGUUUUCACUGACUAAGUUGAAAGUGGUUGGUCCUGUUGCUGUACUUGGUGGUCUGCUUCAGAUUGCGUUGUUCAUGUUCUUGUGUGGCCUCACUGCGGCGUUGUGUGGUGCUAAGUCAUCUGAAGGAGUGUUUGUUGGAGCCUUCUUGUCCAUGUCAUCUACUGCAGUGGUUUCCAAGUUUUUAGUGGAAAAAGGCAGCACAAACACACUUCAUGGUCAAGUGACAAUUGGAACACUUAUACUUCAGGAUUGUGCAGUUGGCCUACUGUUUGCUCUCCUUCCUGUUCUUGGAGGUGCUAGUGGCAUUUUUGGAGGAGUGAUGUCAAUGGCAAAACUGUUGCUUGUGCUGUCCAUAUUUAUAGCUGUUACAUAUAUGAUGACAUGGUCAAUUGUUCCUCGAUUCUUAAAACUGAUGAUUCAGUUAUCUUCACAGACAAAUGAACUCUACCAGUUGGCCUCCGUUGCUUUCUGCUUGCUGCUAGCCUGGUGCAGUGAUUAUUUCGGAUUGAGUCUUGAACUGGGGUCAUUUCUUGCUGGCGUUAUGAUAUCCACCACAGAUUUUGCUCAUCAUACUUUGGAACAGGUGGAAGCCAUUCGCAAUUUGUUUGCAGCACUCUUCCUUGCAAGCAUUGGAAUGCUCAUACAUGUUAAGUUCUUGUGGAAUCAUGUUGACAUAUUACUUGCAGCUGUUAUACUGGUUAUAAUAGUAAAGAGUAUAGUCGUAACUGUUGUCGUAAAGGCAUUUGGAUACAGCAUCAGAACAGCUUUCGUUGUUGGGCUAUCCUUAGCUCAGAUAGGAGAGUUUGCUUUUGUGCUUUUGAGCCGUGCCUCACAUCUUCAUCUUGUUGGGGUGGAUUACUCUCCUUCCAUUUCAUGUGUUUCAAACAUACUUUCAUAUUUAGAACAAACUCCAGAUUGUCACACAUGUAUGAUGAAAACUUAUAACCUUAUUAUUAUUAUUUUGCAGGGGAAAAUGUAUCUGCUAUUACUGGGAACAACUGCCCUUAGCUUGGUAACAACUCCUCUCAUUUUCAAACUAAUUCCUGUGGUAAUGCACCUUGGCAUCCUUAUGCGUUGGUUCCCCACGGAAAAUAGUGUGCAAAAUGAGCUUCCUUUACAGGAGAAAGCCGUUAUGCUUGAAGCCCACAACCGAUCGCUCUAACAUUUUGCAUAGCUAAGACAAUUCUUUCAACUGACGGUGAUUUAUUUGUGCGUUGACUCUCUGCACAUGCCGUGGUAACAUUGGAGGAACAGUUACACCAAUCCCUUUUGUGGUGAUCUGGGAACACGAAGCGAUGGCCAAAAUUAACAGCUUGGCCACCCGUGGAGCUUCCGUAUAGCAUUCUUUUGGUUGGAAUUUUGGGUUGUACAUACUGUAUAUGUUGUCAAGGUAGCAUACACGGGCGUUUGUCCAUACGAGUAAGGCGCUGAUGGGGGCCUUGGUUUUGUAUCAUUCUUGCCACCUCAAUUUAGGAAGCUACUAGAUAGGGAUUUUGGUACCCUGUGCUCAAAUGUACUACUCUUUUUUUGUAAGAAGAUUAUGGAAAAGCUGUAUUUUUGUAGUAUGUAUUGCUCUGUUCUUGUCAA
Setaria italica (foxtail millet) is the source of this 2476-nucleotide messenger RNA. RefSeq names its product K(+) efflux antiporter 5. The coding region runs from base 189 to 2051 and encodes 620 amino acids. NCBI's taxonomy places the organism in Eukaryota, Viridiplantae, Streptophyta, Magnoliopsida, Poales, Poaceae. Gene Ontology annotation, molecular function: potassium:proton antiporter activity. The transcript has 19 exons. The record is from RefSeq and is a predicted model, not a curated record. Gene Ontology annotation, biological process: proton transmembrane transport; potassium ion transmembrane transport. Gene Ontology annotation, cellular component: membrane.